Messenger RNA from Salvia splendens (bonfire salvia), 864 nucleotides. Its product is annotated as SNF1-related protein kinase regulatory subunit beta-3. Gene Ontology annotation, molecular function: protein binding. The record is from RefSeq and is a predicted model, not a curated record. Lineage: Eukaryota; Viridiplantae; Streptophyta; Magnoliopsida; Lamiales; Lamiaceae. The transcript has 3 exons. Bases 298 to 636 code for a protein of 112 amino acids.
UGGAAAUCUCUGCACUCUUCUCUCUUCUUGUAUCUCUCUCGCAAACAAGCACGCAGAGAAUAGAGACGACACGCUGAGAGACAUGAUUAUUUGAGAAUCUAUUACCGGAUUCUACUAGAUCUUAACACACAUUCUGGAAGUGGUGCUCAAUUCGGCAAAAUCACAAAAUAAUGUGUCCAUAGUGCAACAUUUGAUGAUUGCAGAACUCUCCAUUAUUAUUGCAGCUGAACAAUUUCAUAACUGCUGACAAAUGAAAUUUGACAUCUACUUUUCAGGCUCCUUUUUUCCACAGCAACAAUGAACCACCAAUAUGGUGAAGACCAAGAUCGAGUGAGUGUAGUUGGAUUUGACGUCCCCAACUCUCCCGAAGCAAGUUAUAACAAUGCCUACCCUGGAAAUGAAGAAGAGGGGCGAGAACCACCAUCGCUACCUCCCCAUCUGCAGCAUACAUUACUGAAUCAACCGACAACGAGUGAUCCCUGUGCACCCCUCCCAUCACCGCAGAAUGUUACGCUAAAUCAUCUUUACCUAGAGAAUCGAGAACCUCCUCGCACAGUAGUCGCACUGGGGGUCACUCAUCGUUUUCGUGCGAAAUUUGUCACUGUUGUGCUCUACAAACCUGUUCCGAGAAGAUGAAGAUGGAGAAGAAGCAGCGGGAGCAGGCGAUUUUCAUGAUCAAGAACCUCAUCUACUUCUUUGGCCUUUCUUUUGUUUGUGUCCUAAUUUGAGCAGCAGUAGGAGUUGGCUGGCCAAACAUUAUUUUUUUAGCAUUGAAAUUUCUGUUUCAUCAGGUUUGCUGUGGUGAAAAUUUCUUUGUUAUUUAGAUAUUACUAGUGAAUGUGAAGUAUAGAAUUUAUUGUAGUA